Nelumbo nucifera (sacred lotus) is the source of this 3060-nucleotide messenger RNA. RefSeq names its product NAD kinase 2, chloroplastic-like. NCBI's taxonomy places the organism in Eukaryota, Viridiplantae, Streptophyta, Magnoliopsida, Proteales, Nelumbonaceae. Gene Ontology annotation, molecular function: NAD+ kinase activity. Gene Ontology annotation, biological process: NADP+ biosynthetic process; NAD+ metabolic process. The record is from RefSeq and is a predicted model, not a curated record.
AUGGAUUCACAUAAUGGGGGGAAUGCUGAAAUAAUGCCUAUAUGGUUAUUUCCUUCUGGGAGGUCUGCUUCCAUGAAUUCUUUUCGAGUUGUAAAUGUAAAUUCCUUGGAAAAUAAUCUUCCACCACUUGCCAUUUUCAGGGGUGAGAUGAAAAGGUGUCGUGGGAGUUUGCAUAUUGCCCUUGAUAACUGUUUGGUACCAUCUGACAGCACAAGUACCAAUAAUGUAUGGAGGAAAUUACUGAGGUUAAAGAAUGUCUGUUAUGAUGUUAGUUUUCCUCGUAUGGAUGAUUAUCCCCACCAAACAAUGUUGGCAAGCUGGGAUCCUGUUUAUCUAUCCACAACUAAAGAAGAUGCUGCAUCAAAAAAUUCAAUAGCUUUCUGGAAGGGAAGUCAAAUAACAGAUGAGGGUUUGAAGUGGUUAAUAGAAAGAGGAUUUAAAACUAUCGUAAAUCUUAGAGCAGUGAUUGUCAAGGAUGACUUCUAUCAAGAGGCUAUUGAUGAUGAUGCCGUCUUGCAGGGAAAGGUUGAAGUGGGAAAAUUGCCGGUUGAAGUCAGAACUGCACCUUCAAUUGAUCAGGUUGAAAAAUAUGCAUCUUCAGUAUCAGAUUCCAAUAAUAGGCCACUUUUUCUUCAUACCCAGGAAGGUGUUUGGAGGUCUUCUGCAUUAAUGGUCUCAAGAUGGAGGCAAUACAAUAUAGUUCGCUCUUAUAUUCAAUCUGUCUCAAAUAACCCAACCGCUCCCACUGAAAUUUUUUCCAAAGAUACAGAAAGAAAAGGGGGUCCACAGACAUCAUCCAAACUAAAAUCAGGCAUGCAUUUGGAAGAUGCUAAUGUUUCACAUUUUAAGGGUUUGAAUGCCACCAACCGUGCUACUGAGAUAUCUGGGGAAGAAGUUUCUUUAUCCCCGGAGAACAAAGAUCAUACUGGAAAUGGAACCCUUAGAAACCUUAUUUCUUCUCAUUAUAGUACAUCAAUACAAGGGAUUAGUGUCACUGGAGAAGGGGUAAGGUCUCCCGAAGGCUUCUGGAGGGAAAUUGAUCCGCAAAAUUCUCAGUUCCCAAUCUGUGAUGUUUUCUCCAGAAGAGAGAUGUCUAGGUUUUUCAAAAGUAGGAAGAUCUGGCCUCCCACUUUUUUAGAUUAUAAAUGGAAAAUAUUGAGGGUAUCAAAAUUCUCUGUAGGGACAAUUACAAAGACAGAUCAUAACAAUGAAAUCAUUGGAACUCCUCAUAUAUCAGAGCUGGAGAGGGAAAGAAUUUCAAAUGGGCCAUUUCAUGGUAAAAGUUCAUUUUCAGAACCCCAAAACUCUUCUAAUGGAGAUAGAUCCAUUUCUAUUUCUGCAAGUGUUAAUGGGUUUUCCAAAGUAGGAAAUCUUGUUGGGAUUGAAAAAUAUACUUCUACCAGUGUGAGUUAUAACUUGAAAAGGAGUAUUACAUCUACAGCUAUUAAAGAGAAUCCGGAUAAUGUGGAAAGAAAUAUUACAUCUAGAAGUGUUAAGCAGGACCAAAUGGGUCAUGGUAAAGCCUCCUCGGGUUCAUUUAAUGAUGUCUUGGAGAUUGUUGAUGGGAAUAUGUGGGCUUCUACAACUGGUGUUGUAAGAGUGCAAUCAAGAAAGAAAGCAGAGAUGUUCUUAGUCCGCACAGAUGGAUUUACUUGUACUAGGGAAAAAGUAACAGAAUCCUCCCUCGCCUUCACUCAUCCCAGCACAAAGCAGCAGAUGCUUAUGUGGAAAUCAACACCAAAAAGUGUACUAUUGUUGAAGAAAUUGGGGCGUGAGCUCAUAGAAGAAACUAAAAAGGUGGCAGCUUUUUUGUAUUACGAAGAGAAAAUGACUGUUUUUGUGGAACCUGAUGUGCGUGACAUAUUUGUAAGAAUCCCUGGAUUCGGAUUUGUUCAAACCUUUCAUAGUCAAGACACUAGUGAUCUGCAUGAGAAAGUUGACUUUGUGACUUGUUUGGGAGGAGAUGGGGUUAUACUCCAUGCAUCAUAUUUAUUCAGAGGAUCUGUUCCUCCUAUUCUAUCUUUUAAUCUUGGAUCUCUCGGAUUUCUCACUUCUCAUAAUUUUGAAGACUAUAUGGAGGACUUAAGGCAAGUUAUACAUGGGAACAACACAUUGGAUGGCAUAUAUUUAACACUUAGAAUGCGCCUCCACUGCGAAAUUUUCCGCAAUGGUAAAGCAGUGCCUGGGAAAGUUUUUGAUGUCCUGAAUGAAGUUGUUGUUGAUCGUGGUUCUAGUCCCUACCUUUCUAAGAUUGAGUGCUAUGAGCAUGACCGCUUUAUAACAAAAGUGCAAGGUGAUGGAGUCAUUGUAGCCACACCUACAGGGAGUACAGCUUACUCCACAUCUGCAGGAGGUUCCAUGGUUCACCCAAAUGUUCCAUGCAUGUUAUUCACUCCAAUAUGCCCACACUCCCUCUCAUUUAGGCCUGUCAUACUUCCAGAUUCUGCGCGGAUUGAAUUAAAGAUCCCAGAGGAUGCACGAAGUAAUAAUGCAUGGAUUUCAUUUGAUGGUAAGAGAAGGCAGCGGCUCCUAAGAGGAGACUCUGUCCAAAUCUAUAUGAGCAAGAACCCUCUACCUACAGUCAACAAAUCUGAUCAAACAGGUGAUUGGUUCUGCAGCUUGAUCCGCUGUUUGAAUUGGAAUGAGAGGAAGGAUCAAAAGGCCCUUUAGAGGUUUUAUGACUUGAACGAAAAAGCUUAUUCUAUCCUGCCCAAGGUCUUAAAUUCCAUAACAGCCGAUAAAUACAGAUUAUAAUAUUAAUAUAAUAUAAUAUAAUAUAAUAACUUCAUUCUCUCUCUAAUAACUUUAAUCAUUACUCCUCUCUAAUAUUCAAAUUCAAACCUAAAUUUAAACAUGCCAUUAAAUAUGCCUUAAAGCCUUAAAGUAGCUAUAAAAACUACAAGUAGGAGGAUUUAAACCCUAGUCAUUAAUUUGUAGUGGCCAGAAGUCCACUACUAAGCCAUAUUAUAGUUGCUUGUUAUAAGCAUAUGCAUUUUGAUUCUUAAGUAAAUAUUCUAUUCUUAGGGGAUUUUUGGCAAUAAAUGCUAAAGUUGAUUUUUU